UAUCUCCUCGAUGUCCAUUCCCUACAGAGGAAACGGGAGGAACCGAGAGCAGUGGGACUUCAAAAAUCUCAUCUUUCCCCGUUUGUGUCCUUCCCCUUGCUUUGAUGCAUCAAACCAACUACCAAUCAAAUGUUCCCUUCGUUCCAAAAAAAUAGCCGGCCUCGGGAGGAGCAACAAAAGCAAGAAAGAGAGUGGUUAGGAGUAAGUUUCAGGCCAGAGAACUUCAUUCCAGGUCUUGUUAUAGGCUUCAUUAUUGGGCUGUUGUUCGAUUUAUCAAAGCCCGGUAGAAAUUACUCAACAAAGAAAAAUUUAUCAUCGAGCAAGCUCCAACGGCAACUGUCAGUCCCAAGCAAUGGUGAUCAAGAGCUUAAAAUGGUUCUGGUAGUAAGACAAGACCUAAAGAUGAAAUCAGGAAAGAUAGCAUCCCAGUGUGCUCAUGCUGCCACUGGAAUGUAUGCUGAACUAAUGCACAGCCAUCGAUCCCUUUUGAGACAAUGGGAACAGCUUGGCCAACCAAAAAUUGUUCUGACUUGCAAGAAUCAACAAGAAAUGAAUAAGCUAAAGGAAGCAGCUGAGAGUAUUGGCCUUCCUACUUUUGUUGUUGCUGAUGCUGGACGAACGCAGGUUGCGGCAGGGUCAAAGACCGUUCUUGCAGUUGGACCUGGUCCAAAAGCAUAUGUGGAUUCGGUGACUGGGAAGUUGGCCCUGCUUUGACAAAUGGUGAUUAAUAAUCAGCCUCCAAAUGCAUGCUGUGGUCGCUUGAGUUUCUGAGACGUUUGAAGAGUUCAAUCGAAGUGGCCUACAAAAUUUUUCUCACCCACCCAACUCAUUUACUAGGAUUGAUUAUUUGGAUGCGAAUUUCUUUUAGGGCUUCAGAUUGUAUGGAUUUUAUUCACUUGUAGUUGUCGCAGUGGUCAAACUUUUUGAGACUGAGGCUGACUCUAAACCUACUGGGUGUACAUUUAUCCGCGAUGCACAGCAACAUUGUCUUCUUUGGCCCUUCGAGAAACCAAUAAAAAUCCUUAUUUAUUA
This is a messenger RNA of Prosopis cineraria, 1032 nucleotides long. RefSeq lists its product as uncharacterized. Gene Ontology annotation, molecular function: peptidyl-tRNA hydrolase activity. The record is from RefSeq and is a predicted model, not a curated record. Lineage: Eukaryota; Viridiplantae; Streptophyta; Magnoliopsida; Fabales; Fabaceae. The coding region runs from base 130 to 714 and encodes 194 amino acids. Gene Ontology annotation, cellular component: mitochondrion; cytosol. The transcript has 8 exons.